Aureobasidium subglaciale EXF-2481 is the source of this 1113-nucleotide messenger RNA. RefSeq lists its product as uncharacterized. The record is from RefSeq and is a predicted model, not a curated record. The coding region runs from base 1 to 1113 and encodes 370 amino acids. The transcript has 2 exons. Gene Ontology annotation, cellular component: endoplasmic reticulum; membrane. NCBI's taxonomy places the organism in Eukaryota, Fungi, Ascomycota, Dothideomycetes, Dothideales, Saccotheciaceae. Gene Ontology annotation, biological process: lipid homeostasis.
AUGCGCGAUCCAUUUCCUAUUCCUGCGCCGCAGUGGCUGGCGUCAGCGGUGCAACCGUGGGCAGACAAGCUGUCGCUACCCACGCUGCCCAUGCACAUCCAUGAGAUCAUCCUGGCCUUGAUCUUCUACCAGACCAUCAACCUCGUCGUCGCGCCCGUUCUGUCCCGUCGCUUCUUCGCCCAGACCUACAGCUCCUUCAACCGCCGUACCCGCAUCAACUGGGAUGUCCACGUGGUAUCUAUGGUCCAGAGCUUGCUCGUCAACACGACUGCUCUGUGGAUCAUCUUCUACGAUGACGAGCGCAACAACAUGAACUGGGCCGGCAAGAUCUGGGGCUAUGACGGUGCCCUGGGCUUCCUGCAGAGUCUCGCAGGAGGCUACUUCAUCUGGGACCUGUUCACCUGCACCUACCACAUUGAUAUCUUCGGUGUCGGCAUGCUGGCACACGCCAUCUCUGCCUGCACCGUCUUCUCCCUUGGCUUCCGCCCCUUCCUCAACUACUACGGUCCCGUCUUCAUCCUCUACGAGCUCUCGUCUCCCGCCCUCAACAUGCACUGGUUCAUGGACAAGCUGAACAUGACUGGCAGCAUCUACCAGCUCAUCAACGGCGUUGUCCUCAUCUCGACCUUCUUCUUUUGCCGUCUUGUCUGGGGUUCCAUCAACUCUGUCCUCGUCUUCAGAGACAUCUGGAUCGCCAUGCAGAACGGCGGCGUCGUUGGCCUCGACGAGAACCUUGGCCUCAAGUAUGGUCUUCAUCAGUCCAUGCCGGCCGUCACCCCCCAGAACCAACCCUCGUUCGGCUCGGAAGACAUCAUGCGCUUCGCGGGCUCUCGCUCGCUUCCCGCCUGGCUCGCUCUGAGCUACCUUGCCUCCAACAUUGUCCUCAAUGUGCUCAACUGGUAUUGGUUCGCGAAGAUGAUCGAUGCUCUUCGCAAGCGUUUCGAUCCUCCCUUUGGUACAAAGCGCCCUGAGAAGAAAGAGAAGGUUAUCGAGGAGAAGACACAAGAGCCCGAGAUUGAGAUUCAGCGUGGCUUGUAUGCCGACGGCAGAAAGACGUUCGAGGUUACCGGUACGAGUACUCCUCCUUCGGUCAGAUCCAGACGUAGAGGUUAG